Molecule: messenger RNA, 475 nt
Organism: Hyaloscypha bicolor E
Lineage: Eukaryota; Fungi; Ascomycota; Leotiomycetes; Helotiales; Hyaloscyphaceae
Exons: 1
Coding region: 83-397 (104 amino acids)
Source: RefSeq, a predicted model, not a curated record
UCGGCUGGAACCUUCCUCAUUAAAUGUAGCGUUAUGUCUAAAAUUUCCGCUGAGCAUCCCUUGUCCCUCCUGUCAUGUCUCUAUGCUUCCGUUCACAAUUCGGGUUAUAACUUCUAGUCCUUUACUUCUGACUCCAAUGCUGCUCCUUCCCGAUCAACUCAAUGCUUGGCUUUCGUUGAUGCAAUCUUUUGCAAUACAAAAUUUCCCAUGCCUAGUUGGCAGGUCCCUGCCAGUCUUACAUCGUGUGCCACCAACGUAUGAGCUUGUCAUCUGUUAUAAUGUUCAGGGGACACAGAUGUUGUGGUACUUGGUGCCGAAUGAUGGGCAUUUCCAUUUGGGGCUGAGUGCCCGGCUGGAGCGUCAGCUGCGCAGACUCGGCAUAAUUAGGUCGGUCUAGAUAAAGGCAGUACAUUGCAAGUGAAUAUACAAAACUUCUGAUGGAGGUGCCUUCACGUAAACCCAAGGCGAGGUUUUG